AAAAAAGCAUAGAUUUUGCGGGGGAGGGGGGCUUUUCAUCAGCUCGAGCUGACGGAAGAGCUCCGAUGUUCGGAAACCCUAAUAAAGCUCCACCGCUGCUGAUUGGGCCCGAUUUCCUCCCCCUCUGAUCUCUUGCCAAUUUCGGUGGAGCGCUCGCGUCUUUCUGGACCCUCAAACUCUUUUUGCGCGAGCUCCGAGGGGAGCGAUCCGGUGCUUCGAAUUCCGUGCCGCAUUCUUCUUCUUCUUCUUUUGGCGGAAAAGAGCCCUCCUUUAAGUUGAAUUGUUUUUUGAAUCUGGGUGGUCUGGAGAUUUGAAAAGAAAUGGAGUAAAAAUCCAGGUGAUUGGGGCCGAUUUCGAGGGGGGAGAGAGAGAUGGGUCCGAAGGUGGAAGGGCCAUCGGCGCCGGCGAUGAGGCGAGACCCGUACGAGGUGCUGAACGUGUCCAAGGAUUCGACUGAUCAAGAAAUCAAGACUGCCUAUAGAAAGCUUGCUCUCAAGUAUCACCCUGACAAGAAUGUUGACAAUCCCGAAGCUUCCGAACUUUUUAAGGAGGUUGCAUAUUCAUACAACAUACUAUCUGACCCAGAGAAAAGGAGGCAAUACGAUAGUGCAGGGUUCGAGGCUCUCGAUGCUGAAGGCUUGGAUAUGGAAAUCGACUUGUCUAACCUGGGAACUGUCAAUACAAUGUUUGCAGCAUUAUUCAGCAAACUAGGCGUGCCAAUCAAAACUACGAUCUCUGCCAAUGUUCUUGAAGAAGCUAUCAAUGGAACUGUAACAGUACGACCCCUUCCAAUUGGAACAUCAGUCAGUGGAAAGGUGGAUAAGCAAUGUGCUCACUUUUUCGGUGUAACAAUUAAUGAACAACAAGCAGAAGCUGGUAUUGUAGUAAGAGUCACUUCCACAGCACAAAGCAAAUUCAAAUUGCUUUACUUUGAACAAGAGGCCAAUGGUGGUUAUAAUUUGGCCUUACAGGAAGACAGCGAAAAAACAGGCAAGGUGACAUCUGCAGGAAUGUACUUUCUGCAUUUCCAAGUUUACCGAAUGGAUUCAACCGUGAAUGCAUUGGCGAUGGCCAAGGAUCCUGAAGCUGCAUUCUUUAAAAGGUUGGAAGGUCUACAACCUUGUGAGGUUUCAGAACUUAAAGCUGGAACACACAUAUUUGCUGUCUAUGGAGAUAAUUUUUUCAAGCCUGCAAGCUACAUGUUAGAGGCUCUUUGUGCAAGAUCAUAUGAAGAGACGACGGAGAAGCUGAAGGAAAUUGAGGCUCAGAUAUUGAGAAAAAGGACUGACCUACGCCAAUUUGAGACAGAGUAUAGGAAGGCCCUUGCACGAUUUCAAGAGGUGACGAACAGAUACGGCCAGGAAAAGCAGUCUGUAGAUGAGUUACUAAAACAAAGAGACGGCAUUCAUUCUUCGUUCACUGUAACCCGGGUCCCAAAUGGUGACUUUGGUAGCAGCGGUAGUGCUGGUAAUGGUACUAGCAGCAGCAGCAACAGAGUUCCAGGUGAAGAUUCGAAGAUGGGAAGUCCGGUGGAAGAUGGAUCUGUUGAGGGAAAAGAUAAAUCAUCCAAAAAGAAAUGGUUCAACCUCAAUCUCAGAGGAUCUGAUAAAAAAAUUGGUUGAAUUGUAGAGUUGUAUAGAGGGUGUAUUUAUAUUCAUCCAGCAUUUGACCGAUUAGGGCGCUACCUUGCUAUUCUCUGAAGAGCUUCGAUCUCAUAUUCACUUGUUACUUGUCUUGUGGGUCUUCUUUUCGUUGUUUAUGCAGAAUCAAUGUUUUGUUUAUAGUGGCUAUUAGCUUGUAUCUUGUUUUUCAUCUCCCAAGUGUUGACAUGAUGUAUUAAAGAAAAAGGUACAAAGAGAAUGAAUGCAGAGGAAAUGUUGUGCCUUUUGCAGUCA
This is a messenger RNA of Syzygium oleosum, 1895 nucleotides long. Its product is annotated as chaperone protein dnaJ 15. The transcript is spliced from 11 exons. Lineage: Eukaryota; Viridiplantae; Streptophyta; Magnoliopsida; Myrtales; Myrtaceae. The record is from RefSeq and is a predicted model, not a curated record. Bases 372 to 1622 code for a protein of 416 amino acids.